AUGAUUAAGACGUUUCGGAAAAGUAAAAGACUGUCGAGUAAUUCAAGUUCACCCAAGAAAACAAUAUCUCGAGUAUCAUCAACUUCAAGUAAUCAAACAUCUCAUGAUGGAAUAUUACAAUCACCUAAAAAAGUCAUUAGAGCUCUAUAUGAUUAUGAACCUCAAGGUCCUGGAGAAUUGAAAUUUUUCAAAGGAGAUUUUUUCCAUGUAUUAGAUGAUGUUGAUGAUGAAUUACAUAAAGAAGCGGAAGCUAAUGGAUGGAUAGAAGCAACAAAUCCAAUGACUCAACUUAAAGGGAUGGUCCCCAUUAGUUAUUUUGAAAUAUUUGAUCGAUCUCGUCCUACAGUUACAGCAUCAUCAAACAGUUUUACAAAUUCCAUUGAUAUUCAACAUCAACAUCAACAUCAACAAGGAAUUCACAAUGGAACAGGAAAUCGAAAUUUAAAUCAAACAUUAUAUGCUGUUACACUAUAUGAAUUUAAAGCUGAACGAGAUGAUGAAUUGGAUAUAAUGCCUAAUGAAAAUUUAAUUAUUUGUGCACAUCAUGAUUAUGAAUGGUUUAUUGCCAAACCAAUAAAUCGAUUAGGUGGACCAGGUUUAGUACCUGUUUCUUAUGUUAAAAUAAUUGAUCUUUUAAACCCCAAUUCUCAUUAUACAUCAAUUGAUACAUCAAGGCGAUCACAAGUCAUACAAGUAAUCAAUGGAUUUAAUAUACCGACAGUAGAACAAUGGAAAAAUCAAACUGCCAAAUAUCAAGCUUCAACAAUCCCCCUUGGUUCAAUAUCAGGAAGUGGUACUCCACCAACAUCAGCUAAUUCACAAUAUUUUGAUAAUCAUACUAUGACUUCAAAUCGAUCAUCACUGGGUUCAUCAAUUUCUAUUGUUGAAGCUAGUGUUGAUUCAUAUCAAUUAGAUCAUGGUCGAUAUCAAUAUUCAAUAACUGCUCGAUUAAAUAAUGGCAGAAUAAGAUAUUUAUAUCGAUAUUAUCAAGAUUUUUAUGAUUUACAAGUGAAAUUAUUAGAAUUAUUUCCUUAUGAAGCUGGGAGAAUUGAAAAUUCUAAAAGAAUAAUUCCAUCUAUACCAGGACCUUUAAUUAAUGUCAAUGAUUCAAUAUCAAAAUUACGAAGAGAAAAAUUGGAUUAUUAUUUAUCAAAUUUAAUUGCAUUACCUAGUCAUAUAUCUCGAUCGGAAGAAGUAUUAAAAUUAUUUGAUGUUUUAGAUAAUGGAUUUGAUCGAGAAACUGAUGCUAUUAAUAAACGAUUUUCUAAACCAAUAAGUCAAAAAUCAAAUUCUCAUCAAGAUAGAUUAUCUCAAUAUUCCAAUUUUAACGUUUUACAACAACAACAACAACAACAGCAACAACAGCAAUAUGCUCAUCAUUCAAGAGGUUCUGAUAAUUCACCUACUAAUGAAUCAUCAGGUUCAAAUUUAAUUAAUUCUUCUUCUCAUAAUGAUUCAUCAUUAUCUUCAUCACCACCACCACCACAAACUGUCACCACCACGAACACCACCAUAACCACUGACUCCUCAUCAAAACAACCAAAAGUCAAAGUGAAAUUUUAUUUUGAUGAUGAUAUAUUUGUAUUAUUAAUCCCAACCAAUUUACGAUUACAAGAUUUAAAAUCAAAAUUAUUUAAACGAUUAGAAUUGGAUAUUACUUAUAAAUAUGAAAAACCUGAUCAACAACAAAAACCUACAUCAGAAUCAAUUCAUUUAUUUUUGAAAAAUGAUUUUGAAGAUUUUUUAAUUGAAAAUGAAACUAGCAACAACAACAAUCUGGAAAUUGAUUUCGAAAAUGAAAUUAUUAAAGAAAAAUUAGGAGAAUUUGAAGUUAAUGAUGAUGAAAAAUUUCAAAGUAUUUUAUUUGAUAAAUGUAAAUUAAUGGUUUUAGUAUAUUAA
Messenger RNA from Candida albicans SC5314, 1899 nucleotides. RefSeq names its product phosphatidylinositol-3-phosphate-binding protein (gene BEM1). Gene Ontology annotation, cellular component: mating projection tip. The record is from RefSeq and is a predicted model, not a curated record. Gene Ontology annotation, biological process: conjugation with cellular fusion. The transcript has a single exon. Gene Ontology annotation, molecular function: protein binding; phosphatidylinositol binding. NCBI's taxonomy places the organism in Eukaryota, Fungi, Ascomycota, Pichiomycetes, Serinales, Debaryomycetaceae. Bases 1 to 1899 code for a protein of 632 amino acids.